AUGGUCCACUUCAAUGUGGCUGAGAUGAACGAGACUGUCACAGCUAGAAAUGUUGUCAUGAACAAAAUAAACUUACGAGUCCUUGAUGAAAGUCCAAGGACAACACAGGAGGCAAAUAUUGCCAAUUCCUCAAAAAAUUUUCACAGGGGUUCAACCACUAAGACUAAGUUUGGGACUUCUUCCUCAAGCUCUAAGAAGUGGAAGAAGAAGAAAGGUGGUAAGGAGAAUAAAGCUACUCCACCUGCUGUUGCCCAAAAGGGCAAAAAGCUUAAGGUUGCAAAGGGAACUUAUUUUCAUUGCAACCAAGAUGAGCACUGGAAAAGAAACUGCCCAAAGUAUUUGGCCGAGAGAAGAAGGAGGCGAAAUAAGGAGCCACUAACCAUGUUUAUUCUUCAUUAUAGAAAACUAGUUCUUGACACAGUUAGAGGCUGA
This is a messenger RNA of Benincasa hispida (wax gourd), 432 nucleotides long. Lineage: Eukaryota; Viridiplantae; Streptophyta; Magnoliopsida; Cucurbitales; Cucurbitaceae. The record is from RefSeq and is a predicted model, not a curated record.